GUUGAAAUAAUUUAGUGUAAAAACAGUAUGAAAAUAAAAGAUUUAAAUGAAUACAUCAUAUUUGAUGGCUUUCCUUUGGACUAUGAGGUUGAUAGAGAGAUAUUAAAGACUUAGGAAUCCAUGGAUCAUGAAAAUCAAAAAGCCCAGGCCUCUCAGCUACUGACGAGAGGUGGAGAGAAGGAAACCCGCCCCUCACGGGCGUUAUUUUACAUGAUAAGUUUUAGAUAACUUCAAACGCCAAUACUAAUCCAAAAAAAUGAUUAUUUUAACAAAUCUAUUGCAUGUAGAUAAAAGUCCCUUGCCGGAGAAAAUGUGUAAAAUUAUAACGACAAAAAAUAUUGCACUUCGUUUUACCGCUUACUGCAAUUUAAAAGGUUAUAAGGGCCUACACAAAGAUAGCUUCAUGAUUGUGGAACCAUACACCGAAACAGACAUAGUCAUAUCUCGUCGUCAUAUAAUAAAAAUAUUAUUAUGCGAAUCUAGUGAUCUGUCGGGAAACCUUUUGGUUGUUGCCAAGGAAGAAAACAGUUUAAACUACAUCUAUGCCGGAAACCUUAUGGAUAUUCGUACGGUCGUUUUAAACGAAACUUUUCUCUCAUGGAUCAACAAUUCUCAGCAAUAUUUAUAUAUGAACUUGACCAGAACUAACGAAAAUCAUGAAGAAGACAAACGGGACCAUGUUCACAAUGUUUUAGAUAAAAUCCGACAAAUUCUUGAAUACAACCCUGACUAUGGUAUUAAUUUGUAUCUGCCUAUUGUCGGCUAUGAAUAUUGCAUUGAUAAACUGGUAAAGAGAUUCCAAAAACAUGUGACAUUUUCCCAACAAUUUAGAUCAAUAUUUGAAUAUGCAAUGAGUGAUCUAAAUUUUGUAUCGAAAAGUGUUGAUGAUGCAAAAAUCGUUUUGUAUCCAACUCCGCGGAGAAUUGCUGAAACUCGAAACAAUUAUAAAGUCCAUCAUAAAAUUACCGUUAUUAUUCAAAGAAACGAUGUUAACACAUUUAAGUUGGAACCUGAAAAAUAUUAUUAUGAGAUUUUGUAUAAGCCAGAACCGUCGCCAUUUGAAUUGCAAUACUUAACUAUGAUGACUAGGCCGAAAUCUAUCUACGGCAUACUAGAUUUGAAUAAUAAAGUUGUUAAAGUUCCCAAAUACUUGUUGGAGCUUGCCGACAACGAUCAUUCGCCAAACAAAAGGCCCAAAAACCCUAAACCCAAUACCGAAAGAGUUCUUGUUCCACCUAUUGGAGAGGUUGCCAAGCAAGGUAUAUUUUUGGAUGACUCUGAGAGCAGUGAGGAAACUGCCUGCACAUGAAGAGAAGAACCUUAUCACAAUCUAUCUUGCCGAAAGAAUAUGGGAUUCUUUUAAUUUACAUUUAAUUUUUUUUUAUUUAUUUAUUUUUUUUAUGAAAAUAACGAUAAUCAGAACCAAAAAGAAAAGAAAACACGACAAAAAAGGAA
Stomoxys calcitrans (stable fly) is the source of this 1455-nucleotide messenger RNA. RefSeq lists its product as uncharacterized. The record is from RefSeq and is a predicted model, not a curated record. The transcript has 8 exons. The coding region runs from base 257 to 1309 and encodes 350 amino acids. Lineage: Eukaryota; Metazoa; Arthropoda; Insecta; Diptera; Muscidae.